Molecule: messenger RNA, 1635 nt
Organism: Lycium ferocissimum
Lineage: Eukaryota; Viridiplantae; Streptophyta; Magnoliopsida; Solanales; Solanaceae
Exons: 2
Coding region: 26-1459 (477 amino acids)
Molecular function (GO): protein binding
Source: RefSeq, a predicted model, not a curated record
UCCUUCUACAGAAGAGUAGGAAAAGAUGAGGGCAAGAAACUUUUUCUUAUUUGGCAGCAGCCACUUUAUUUCUACAACAUUAUUAGCAGCUCAAUUAUUACUCUUCUUCUUUGUCUCAAACUCCUCAUUCUUCCAUGCAACUGCCGUAGAAAUCAUAAUAGGAGAUGUCCCUCCCAUUGCUCCUUCUUAUCCUCCUUCUAAUGGUGAUGAUGAUCCACUAUGCCCUCCCCCUCCCCCUCCUCCAGAGCCAAUAUGCCCCUCCCCCUCCCCUACACCCCCACCCCUACCCCCACCCCCACCCCCACCUCCACCUCCAAAGGUUCCUCCUCCUCCUAAACAGACACCAUCCCCAUCCCCUCUGCUAGCAUCAGCCAUAAGUGUCAUUCAAAGAUUCGGGAAGACAAUAACUAGUGACCCCUAUAACAUAACAAAAACAUGGGUAGGCAAUGACAUUUGCAAAAACAAAACCUCGUACAAAGGUUUCAUUUGCGACAAAAAAAAAGUUGUUGCCAUCAAUUUCAAUGGUUGCAGAUUAGGUGGCAAAAAGCUGUCCUUAAAAAAUCUCAUUGAAAAAAUCAAGACUUUAGUCAUCAUCCAUGUCAACUCCAACUUUUUUACUGGUGAUAUACCUUCUGAUAUAUCACCCCUUAAGCUCCCUAAACUUUUCGAACUCGAUUUGAGUAACAACAAUUAUGUUGGUUCUUUCCCAAAACCUGUUCUUGGUGCUACAAAUUUAACUUAUUUGGAUCUCAGGUUCAACUAUAUAAAAGGUCCAGUUGACCCUCAAGUAUUCACACUAGACCUUGAUGUGCUUUUUCUCAACAACAAUGGCUUUUCUGGUGAAAUACCAAAAAAUUUUGGCUAUACUGUUGCCCAUUUUCUCACGUUAGCCAACAAUAAAUUCACUGGUGAAAUCCCAAAAAGCAUUGGCAAAUCCUGUGAAACACUCCUUGAGGUUUUGUUCUUGAAUAAUCAACUUUCUGGUUGUUUGCCUGUUGAGAUAGGGUUGUUACAACUAGCAACUGUAUUUGAUGCUAGUAAGAAUAAACUAACCGGUCCGAUACCGCACUCUUUCGGGUGCUUAAAGGACAUGGAACUGUUAAACCUGUCUUACAAUAAGUUGUAUGGUGAAGUGCCUGAAACAUUGUGCAAGCUCAAGAACUUGGAGAAACUCACAUUGAAAUACAAUUAUUUCACACAAGUUGGACCGGAAUGUCGAAAGCUGAUAACUGAGAAGGUUCUUGAUAUUAGCAUGAAUUGCAUUAUUGAUGCUGAGAACCAGAGAAAUCCUGAUGAAUGUGAAGCUUUCUUCUUGAAGAAGAAUAAAUGCGAGGACAUGAAUUCAAUUAGAAACUAUGUACCUUGUAAAAUUCCUAAGUUCUCGUCUACGCAGAAUUCUAAACGUGGUGCAAAGGCUCGCUCAACUACUUAUGCUGCCAUUAAAAAACCUCACCUCUGAUUUAUCCACCACGUUAUUUAUUCUGUAGUAUAAUUUUUAGACUUGUAAUAGUAAUGUAUGUAGAUUGGAGCAGCAAGUACUCCAAUUUACAACACUGUUGAGUUAUAUUUACUUGUUUUAUGUAUUGAAUUUGUAAGUACCGACUACUGAGUAUAAGGUUUGGUCUUUUGGAGCAA